Elephantulus edwardii (Cape elephant shrew) is the source of this 1557-nucleotide messenger RNA. RefSeq names its product tubulin gamma-1 chain-like. NCBI's taxonomy places the organism in Eukaryota, Metazoa, Chordata, Mammalia, Macroscelidea, Macroscelididae. Gene Ontology annotation, molecular function: GTP binding; structural constituent of cytoskeleton. The record is from RefSeq and is a predicted model, not a curated record. The coding region runs from base 25 to 1380 and encodes 451 amino acids. Gene Ontology annotation, biological process: meiotic spindle organization; mitotic sister chromatid segregation; microtubule nucleation. The transcript has 11 exons. Gene Ontology annotation, cellular component: cytoplasm; nucleus; gamma-tubulin complex.
UUCAGGGCCGGCAUCUGCAGAGCUAUGCCGAGGGAAAUCAUCACCCUACAGUUGGGCCAGUGCGGCAAUCAGAUUGGGUUCGAGUUCUGGAAACAGCUGUGCGCAGAGCAUGGUAUCAGCCCCGAGGGCAUCGUGGAGGAGUUCGCCACCGAAGGCACUGACCGCAAGGACGUCUUUUUCUAUCAGGCAGACGAUGAACACUACAUCCCCCGGGCGGUGCUGCUGGACCUGGAGCCCCGGGUGAUCCACUCCAUCCUCAACUCCCCGUAUGCCAAGCUCUACAACCCGGAGAACAUCUACCUGUCAGAGCACGGAGGAGGAGCUGGCAACAACUGGGCCAGCGGAUUCUCGCAGGGAGAAAAGAUCCAUGAGGACAUUUUUGACAUCAUAGACCGGGAAGCAGACGGCAGCGACAGUCUGGAGGGUUUCGUGUUAUGUCACUCCAUCGCUGGGGGGACAGGCUCUGGCUUGGGCUCUUACCUCUUAGAACGACUCAAUGACAGGUACCCCAAGAAGCUGGUGCAGACGUACUCUGUGUUUCCCAAUCAGGACGAGAUGAGCGACGUGGUGGUGCAGCCCUACAACUCGCUGCUCACGCUCAAGAGGCUGACACAGAACGCAGACUGUGUGGUGGUGCUGGACAACACAGCCCUGAACCGGAUCGCCACAGACCGCCUGCACAUCCAGAACCCAUCCUUCUCUCAGAUCAACCAGCUGGUGUCCACCAUCAUGUCAGCCAGCACCACCACCCUGCGCUAUCCCGGCUACAUGAACAAUGACCUCAUUGGCCUCAUCGCCUCACUCAUCCCCACACCACGGCUCCACUUCCUCAUGACGGGCUACACCCCCCUUACCACGGACCAGUCGGUGGCCAGCGUGAGGAAGACCACCGUCCUGGAUGUCAUGAGGCGGCUACUGCAGCCCAAGAACGUGAUGGUGUCCACAGGUCGGGAUCGCCAGACCAACCACUGCUACAUUGCCAUCCUCAACAUCAUCCAGGGAGAGGUGGACCCCACCCAGGUCCACAAGAGCCUGCAGAGGAUCCGGGAACGCAAGCUGGCCAACUUCAUCCCCUGGGGCCCGGCCAGCAUCCAGGUGGCCCUGUCCAGGAAGUCUCCCUACCUGCCCUCAGCUCACCGGGUCAGCGGGCUCAUGAUGGCCAACCACACCAGCAUUUCGUCGCUCUUUGAGCGGACCUGUCGUCAGUAUGACAAGCUGCGGAAGCGUGAGGCCUUCCUGGAGCAGUUCCGCAAGGAGGACAUCUUCAAGGAGAACUUUGAUGAGCUGGACACAUCCAGGGAGGUCGUGCAGGAGCUCAUUGAUGAGUACCACGCGGCCACACGGCCAGACUAUAUCUCCUGGGGCACCCAGGAGCAGUGAGUCCCCCGGACAGGGACCCUCUUCUGCCUUACAGGUUGGCCUGCCCUGGCCCCACCUGACUGACUGGACCCUCAGAGCACAGAUCAGGGAUCUCACACAUAUACACUCAUUCUGUUGGCCUGGAGACACAUUUCCUUUUCCUUUUGGAUACAAUUUAAUAAAGCAUAGCUAUAAAUC